Molecule: messenger RNA, 515 nt
Organism: Caenorhabditis angaria
Lineage: Eukaryota; Metazoa; Nematoda; Chromadorea; Rhabditida; Rhabditidae
Source: the annotation of a GenBank genome assembly
AUGAAGAAAAAAACAAUAAAACCCCAUAAAAUAAACCAAAAAGUGAGUUUUUCAAACUGUCCCUUUAAUUCUAAUAAAAAAAUUUUUUUUUUCAGAAAAAGCUCGGAAAAUUCAAUCUGAAAACACAGCUGCUACGAACACCCAACCAAAAAACUUCAACCACAACUUCGAAACAGUCACGAAUACUUCUACCGACAAAAAACACAACACAACGCGAGACAAGAUUGCGAGAAGAAUUCCCCGAAAAUGGGGCCGAGCAGAAAAAUUGGAAAAAAAAUCAAGAAAAAAACAAUAAAACCCUCAAAAAAUCAAUAAAAGUAAGUAUUUUGAAUUUUUUUCUCUCUAAUUCUAAUUUUAAAAAUUUUUCAGAAAAAAAGCAAAAAAUUGAAAGAAAAUGAAGAAAAAAACAAUAAAAUCCCAGAAAAUCAACCAAAAAGUGAGUUUGUCACACUGUCCCUUUAAUUCUAAUGAAAAUUAUUUUUUUUUCAGAAAAAAGCUCGGAAAAUUCAAUCUGA